GCACGUGCAGACGAUGAAAUAGCAAUUGUAUUAAUGCGCGUGUUAUUUUACUUUUGUAUGACAAAAAAGUGUUAAAAGCUUUAGUUUUGAUUUGAUAUUUCAAUAACACAGAUAGAACAGUGAUCAAAGAUUCAUCACAGAUGGCGGACGAUAUUAAAGAAGCUUGUACACGUGCGUUUGCUUCCGUCGACGUGAAUGGGCGGGGAUAUAUCUCACGUGACCAGAUGAUAUUAGCUCUACGAAUAUUGAAUUUCAACCCAAUAGAUAGUGAAGUCGAGGACAUGCUACAUGAAAACGAAAGUCAAAGUUUCACAUACGAGGAGUUCGUUAACUUUGUAUCUAGAAUGAGACUACCUUCUUUGGAAGAACAGAAGAUGGAUCUUAGGGAAGCAUUUGCACUUUUUGACAGGAUGAACACAGGAUUCAUCUUAAAAGAUGAAUUUAUUGAAAUUCUCACACAAUGUGGUGAGAUGAAGAUUGACGAAAAAGAAGCAAUGUCUUGGGCUGAAAUGCUAGAUCUUCACAAAGAUGGCAAGUUAAGAAUCUCUGAACUAGAAGAAUUAUUCGUGAAUGAUGAAGACGCUCAGAGCAUAUUAAACUCCCAAUCCUGGGAGUCAGUGUAAACACAAUAUCGAAUACAACAUAAAGGAGGACAAUAGAACAAAGUUCAACUUCUAAUUCUGUAAAACAAUGUGACACAACAGUGUAAUUUAUAAUAUAAAUAUUAAACAAAUACAGAAUA
Molecule: messenger RNA, 742 nt
Organism: Ruditapes philippinarum (Manila clam)
Lineage: Eukaryota; Metazoa; Mollusca; Bivalvia; Venerida; Veneridae
Exons: 6
Coding region: 141-623 (160 amino acids)
Cellular component (GO): myosin II complex
Molecular function (GO): calcium ion binding
Source: RefSeq, a predicted model, not a curated record